This is a messenger RNA of Mesorhabditis belari, 615 nucleotides long. The record is from the annotation of a GenBank genome assembly. NCBI's taxonomy places the organism in Eukaryota, Metazoa, Nematoda, Chromadorea, Rhabditida, Rhabditidae.
AUGGCCUCGCUCUCGCGAGCGAUCCUCCCAAGUGCGGUCAUCGCUUUCUCUAUUAUAUUGCAAUAUGUACAAAGCGCAGAUUUGGUGGAAAUUGAUGAAGCGCAACCGUCACCGUAUUUCUUGAACAGGAUAAAUCCAAAUUUCUUCAUUGUUUACGAUAAUUUCUUGCUAAAACGAAAUGGUGUCAAGAGGAAAGCCUACAUUGAUCCAAGGCUUUUCUCUUCAUCGCUUGGCAAAAGAAGUGCAGGAUCUAGUGCGGAUUUCGAUCCACGCCUCUUUUCCUCAUCUUUCGGCAAGCGUUCUUCGGCAGUCGAUCCCCGUAUGUUCUCCUCUGCAUUCGGCAAAAGAUCCCCUCGUCUAGCAUUUGGUGGAGAGGAUCCAAGACUUUUCUCUGCUUCAUUCGGGAAACGUUCAGCCGAUAUGGAUCCGCGCUUUUUCAGCAGUGCCUUUGGAAAGCGAUCCGCUGAGUUUGACCCAAGAAUGAUGAGCUCAUCUUUCGGAAAACGUUCCGACCCGAUCGACCCACGAUUUUUCAGUUCAGCUUUUGGGAAACGAGCCUCCAAUGAUUUUGAUCCAAGAUUUUUGUCAUCUGCCUUCGGAAAGCGCUCAGUGAUG